CUCGACGAAAAAAAAUAAUUAAAUAAAAAUAAUAUCUAUUAGGGGGUUAUGCCCACUUUCAUUAAAUGAGCAAUACUCACCUCUUUGCGUCUAAGUAUCCGUCGCCGAAACUUACAUGAAAAUGCCACUMAAAAUAAGCCCCUUAUCAUGAGCAUCUUAAAAUGAAAGAAAUAAAAAAAGUACGGGCACUUGCACGUUCACCGUUAUAUUAAUUCUGAUCGUUCCAGGACAGACAUACAAUUACCAGAGCCCUUCAGCUAAUUAUGGGAUAUAUUAAGAUGUCCGCUGCACUCUGUGCAUGCCUGAUAGCACUAAUCGUUGCUGAAAACAAAAUAUGCAAAAAGUCAAGCAAUUUUGAUCGACAUCAAGGUAUCCAGCUUCAAGGUCAUGUGAUCAAUACGGUCACUACAUCAGACUUGGGGGAUUGUGUGAUUGAAUGCAGUAAAACACAUGGCUGCUUAUCUAUGAAUGUUCACAACGCUGGAAAUGCGAUGCACUGUGAGCUCAACAAGUCAAACCGGUAUGGCAGGCAAGCAAACCUGAUAAAAACCAGUUUUGAUUGGGAAUAUUUGGAAAUGGUAUUCAAGCCUGAUUGGUCAAAUGCUUGCUUUCAAAAAGAUGGUUGGUAUCGAAGCAAGUCUGCAGCCUAUAAGUUUGUUAACGAGCCUGUGAACGCUCUAGAAGCUCGAAAGCGGUGUCAAAAAAUGAUGGCGGGGGCAGAUCUGGUGUCUUUUGUCGACAGCGAGGAAGAGGGUAUUUUUAACCAGUACCUACAAGGUGUUCGUCAGGGAGGUUUUGUUUGGAUUGGACUGAAUGAUCUGAGUAAAGAAGGAACCUUUGUUUGGUUUGAUGGAACGAAAUCCAAUUACCGAAACUGGCACGAUAGCGAGCCAAAUAAUGACGGGGGCAAUGAGCAUUGCGCAUUUAAAUACCAAGCAGGGCGGAUGAGAUGGCUUGACACAGGCUGUUCUAGGCAAGUUCCAUUUGCUUGCAAAGUGCUAUGCACCUAAACUUGAUUAUUACGAUGAGAUUACUAUGCAAUAUUUCAGAAAAUGUGUCGAGUACUAAAAAAUAAUGUCUGCAUUGUUUGUCGUUUAAAAUGAGUUUUAUCGGCAAUGCAAUUCAUAAGUUAAAUGGAGAGCAAUUCCGUUUAGAAUUAUCAACGUGUAAAGCAGCUAACGAGGACGUUAUAAGUAACAGCAAUGUAUUGCUGUCGCAUAUUAAACAUAUACAGUAUUCAACCUUUUCUGGAAUAGCUAAAUAUUCGUUAAAAUCUACAUUUUGUUUUCAAUUUUAACCUAUUGACAACAAAACAACUUAGGUGUUUUGAUGAAAAAAAUAUAUUUAGACUAGUCAGUUAUUAACAAAUUCUUUUUCUUAAUAUUUUAACUCUACGAAGACUUUAAAAGCCACAAUAGUGGGCAGUCUUUCUGAAGUACAAAGACAAAAUCCAAGAAAAGCAAAUCCUAAGCGUUGUGAAGAUUGUAAAAUAAUUAACUACUGCAUUUUCGGAAAAUGGUAUGUGGUGGGGAUUGAAGAUGGCGGUCGAGUGCCGCUCGAAUUGACAGCAAAGUCGUUUUCUUGUAAUAAUUGCCAUCUUUCUUCCUUAUGGACACGUAAAAAUUUGAUUUGUUUAAUUAACUUGUAUCCAUGUCUUYAAAGCUGACAGUGAAUUUAGACUGUUGUUGAAACCAUUCUGUCAGAAAAUGUAUCGAGUAAAAUGUAAACAAAACAGGCGAAAACCUAAAAAUUUCAGUCUAUUUGACGUAAAACGAUAGAUAAAAAAAGUAGUUUUAGACAAUGUUUUUAU
Exaiptasia diaphana is the source of this 1810-nucleotide messenger RNA. RefSeq names its product C-type lectin mannose-binding isoform-like. Gene Ontology annotation, molecular function: signaling receptor activity. Lineage: Eukaryota; Metazoa; Cnidaria; Anthozoa; Actiniaria; Aiptasiidae. Bases 264 to 1010 code for a protein of 248 amino acids. The transcript is spliced from 4 exons. The record is from RefSeq and is a predicted model, not a curated record.